Colletotrichum karsti is the source of this 1524-nucleotide messenger RNA. Its product is annotated as lignostilbene dioxygenase. The record is from RefSeq and is a predicted model, not a curated record. Lineage: Eukaryota; Fungi; Ascomycota; Sordariomycetes; Glomerellales; Glomerellaceae. Gene Ontology annotation, molecular function: carotenoid dioxygenase activity. The transcript has 5 exons. Bases 1 to 1524 code for a protein of 507 amino acids. Gene Ontology annotation, biological process: carotene catabolic process.
AUGGCCGGCCACUUCCGAGCUUCCCUCGCCGGCGCGCCGGGCGCCCCACCCGUCGCCAAGUCCUUCCCCGACCGGCCCCAGUUCUCGGGUUUCAUGAAGCCGUGCCGGUUCGAGGGCGAGGUGCGCAACCUGGAGAUUGUCGGGGUCGUGCCGACCGAGCUGGACGGGACGUUUUAUCGCGUCAUGCCCGAUCCGCAGUUUCCGCCUUUUAUCGAGAACGAUCCUUGGUUCAACGGCGACGGAAAUGUGUCUGCCUUCAGCUUCCACGAUGGAAACAUCGAUUUCAGGCAGAAAUACGUGAGGACGGAGAAGUUCGUAAGAGAAAGAGAAGCCAAUCGAGCAUUAGCAGGAAAAUACCGCAACAAAUACACCGACGCCGUGGAGUUCAAAGUCCGUACCACGGCGAACACGAACAUCUAUUACUUCAACAAGUCCCUCCUCGCCAUCAAAGAGGACGCGCCGCCGUACCUCAUGGACCCCGUCACCCUCGAGACCAAGGGCCUCUGCGACUUCGACGGUCAGCUCCCGAGCCUGACCUUCACCGCGCACCCCAAGCUGGACCCCGUCACGGGCGAGCUCGUGUGCUUCGGAUACGAGGCCAGGGGCGACGGGACGCCCGACGUGUGCUACUUCAGUAUUGAUGCCGAUGGCAGGUUCAACCAGACGGUGUGGCUGGUUGCGCCGGUCGUUGCGAUGAUUCAUGACUUUGCAGUGACUGAUAAUUGGGUCCUAUUCCCCAUGAUCCCCCAAAUAUGCGACAUCGAAAGGCUCAAGGCCGGAGGCGAGCAUUGGCAAUGGGACUCCAAAGUGCCCAUCUACAUCGGCGUACUACCUCGAAGAGGAGCCCAAGGAAGCGACGUCAAAUGGUUCCGCGCACCGAACGGCUUCCCAGGCCACACCACAAACGCCUACGAGACCCCGCAGGGCACGAUCGUCUUCGACCUGCCCCUGACCGACAAGAACGUCUUCUUCUGGUGGCCCGACGCCGACGGCAACGCCCCGGACCCGCACGACAUCCGCGCCGAGUACGUCCGCUUCGAGUUCGACCCCACCGCGACCGCGGACUCCCUCGACCUGCCGACGCCGACCGUCAUCCUCAAGCACGACAUGGAGUUCCCGCGCAUCGACGACCGCUUCGCCACGAAGCCGCACCGGCACAGCUGGUUCGACAUGAUGGACCCGUCCCUCGGGACGGACUUCGCGGCCAUCAUGCCGGUGCUCGGGGGCGGCCACCCGCUGUACAACGCCGUCGGCCAUCUCGACCACGUCACGGGCGAGCUCGAGGUGUACUACCCCGGAUCGACGCACAUGGUCCAGGAGCCGGUUUUCGUGCCGAGGGGGGAAGGGGCUGAGGAGGGGGACGGGUUUGUGGUGGUGCUUGUGAAUAAUUACAGGACGAUGUCGAGCGAGCUGCAUGUUUUGGAUACGAGGAAGUUCACGGCGGCGGCGGCGGUGGUCAAGGUCCCGAUGAGAUUGAGGGCUGGGUUACAUGGGAACUGGGUUGAUGCUAAGGAGUUACGAUAA